This is a messenger RNA of Jatropha curcas, 3665 nucleotides long. It is a transcript of the gene ECA3, whose product is annotated as endoplasmic reticulum-type calcium-transporting ATPase 3. Gene Ontology annotation, cellular component: membrane. Lineage: Eukaryota; Viridiplantae; Streptophyta; Magnoliopsida; Malpighiales; Euphorbiaceae. Gene Ontology annotation, molecular function: ATP binding; P-type calcium transporter activity; ATP hydrolysis activity. The record is from RefSeq and is a predicted model, not a curated record. Gene Ontology annotation, biological process: calcium ion transport.
UUGCUUGAGUUUAACGACUUUGUAGUCUGUACCUGCUGCAUAGGAAAACGCCCGCAAUUUGGAUCUUACAGUGCCGAGAUGGUUUUUGUUUAAUGGAGACGAAAAUGAAAAACAGCUACUGUUAAAGAGCAAUCCUAUAUCGUACACACACAUCCUUCGAAUUUCUUCAUUUCUGCAAUGGAGGACGCCUACGCCAGAUCCGUCGCCGAGGUUUUGGAUUUCUUUGGAGUGGACCCGACAAAAGGUCUUAGUGAUUCUCAGGUAGCUCUACAUGCGAGCGUUCAUGGUAAAAACGUGCUGCCUGAAGAGAAAAGGACGCCCUUCUGGAAAUUGGUUCUGAAACAGUUCGAUGAUUUGCUUGUUAAGAUAUUAAUUGCUGCUGCUGUCAUUUCUUUCAUUUUGGCUUUGGUUAAUGGGGAGACUGGAUUAACAGCAUUUUUGGAGCCAUUUGUUAUCCUAUUGAUUUUAGCUGCCAAUGCAGCAGUCGGUGUAAUAACAGAAACAAAUGCUGAAAAGGCUCUUGAAGAGCUACGUGCCUACCAAGCUGAUAUUGCAACUGUGCUUCGAAAUGGUUGCUUUUCCAUACUUCCAGCAACAGAGCUUGUUCCAGGUGAUAUUGUGGAAGUUAAUGUGGGAAGCAAGGUUCCGGCUGACAUGAGAAUGAUUGAAAAGCUGAGCGAUCAGUUACGUGUCGAUCAAGCAAUCCUUACUGGUGAGAGCUGUUCCGUGGACAAAGAACUACAGUCAACCACAACAAUAAAUGCUGUAUACCAGGACAAGACAAAUAUUCUUUUUUCGGGUACCAUAGUGGUUGCUGGUCGAGCAAGAGCUGUUGUUGUUGGAGUUGGUGCCAAUACUGCCAUGGGCAGCAUACGUGAUUCGAUGCUGCAAACUGACGAUGAAGCAACCCCAUUGAAGAAGAAACUGGAUGAAUUUGGUACUUUUUUGGCAAAGGUUAUAGCAGGAAUUUGUGUGUUAGUCUGGAUUGUAAACAUCGGUCAUUUCCGUGACCCUUCCCACGGUGGGUUCUUGCAGGGCGCUAUCCACUAUUUCAAGAUUGCAGUUGCUCUUGCAGUUGCAGCAAUUCCUGAAGGGCUUCCAGCAGUUGUUACAACGUGUUUGGCUCUUGGGACAAAGCGCAUGGCUCGGUUGAAUGCCAUUGUGCGUUCUUUGCCAUCAGUAGAGACUUUAGGCUGCACAACAGUGAUUUGCAGUGACAAGACUGGAACAUUGACAACUAAUAUGAUGUCUGUCUCAAAGAUAUGUGUCCUUCACUCUGUUCACCAUCAUCCCUUGAUAGCUGAAUACAAUGUCAGUGGGACAACCUAUGCCCCAGAAGGCAUGAUUUCUGACAGCAGUGGGAUACAGCUUGACAUUCCGGCUCAGUUGCCUUGUCUUCUUCACAUGGCAAUGUGUUCAUCCCUUUGCAAUGAGUCUAUCUUACAGUAUAAUCCAGAUAAAGGAAGCUAUGAAAAGAUUGGGGAGUCAACUGAAGUGGCAUUACGUGUUCUGGCAGAGAAGGUCGGCCUCCCUGGUUUUGACUCUAUGCCUUCUGCACUGCAUAUGCUGAGUAAGCAUGAGCGUGCCUCUUACUGCAACCACUAUUGGGAAAACCAAUUCAAAAAGGUUUCUGUUUUGGAAUUCUCUCGUGAUCGGAAAAUGAUGAGUGUCUUAUGUAGUCGAAAGCAGACUGAGAUUAUGUUUUCAAAAGGUGCUCCAGAAAGUAUUCUCUCUAGAUGCUCUAAUAUUCUUUGCAAUUAUGAUGGUUCUACUAUUCCACUGUCUGCUGCUAUUCGAGAACAAAUAGAAUCGAGGUUCCACAGUUUUGCAGGAAAAGAAACAUUAAGAUGUCUGGCUUUAGCUAUGAAACAGAUGCCCAUGGGCCAACAAAGUCUCUCCAUUGAUGAUGAGAAUGACCUUACAUUUAUUGGGUUGGUUGGAAUGCUUGAUCCACCAAGAGAGGAAGUGAGAAAUGCUAUGCUAUCAUGCAUGACCGCUGGUAUACGUGUCAUAGUUGUUACUGGGGAUAACAAGUCAACAGCUGAAUCACUUUGUCGUAAGAUUGGUGCUUUUGAUCACUUGGAAGAUUUUGAGGGGCGCUCAUAUACGGCCUCUGAGUUUGAAGAACUUCCUGCAUUGCAACAAACCAUGGCUUUGCAACGUAUGGCACUGUUUACCAGGGUUGAGCCAGCUCAUAAAAGGAUGCUAGUGGAGGCCUUACAGCAUCAAAAUGAAGUGGUGGCAAUGACUGGUGAUGGUGUUAACGAUGCACCGGCUUUAAAGAAAGCAGAUAUAGGAGUUGCCAUGGGGUCUGGAACAGCAGUUGCAAAGAGUGCUUCAGAUAUGGUCUUAGCUGAUGAUAAUUUUGCUUCAAUUGUUGAGGCUGUUGCAGAGGGAAGGGCUAUAUAUAAUAACACAAAGCAAUUUAUCAGAUACAUGAUCUCUUCAAAUAUUGGUGAAGUUGUUUGUAUUUUUGUAGCAGCAGUGCUUGGAAUACCAGAUACACUGGCUCCUGUCCAAUUGCUCUGGGUCAAUUUAGUGACCGAUGGAUUGCCUGCCACUGCUAUUGGUUUUAACAAACAAGACUCUGAUGUGAUGAAGGCCAAACCUCGCAAGUUACUUCUUUUUCAAUUUGAUGAACAGGUGACUGAAGCAGUUGUUAGUGGGUGGUUGUUUUUUCGUUAUUUGGUAAUUGGAGCUUAUGUUGGUGUUGCCACAGUUGCGGGGUUUGUGUGGUGGUUUAUAUACUCUGACAGUGGUCCCAAACUACCAUAUAGUGAAUUGAUGAAUUUUGAUUCUUGCUCAACAAGGGAGACAACUUACCCAUGCAGUAUAUUUGAUGAUAGGCAUCCAUCAACAGUCUCCAUGACUGUGCUUGUUGUUGUUGAGAUGUUUAAUGCUUUGAACAAUCUCAGUGAAAAUCAAUCACUUCUUGUUAUCCCUCCCUGGAGUAAUUUAUGGCUUGUUGCUUCCAUCAUACUGACUAUGAUCUUUCACAUACUGAUUUUGUAUGUACGACCAUUAUCUGUUCUUUUCUCAGUAACGCCGUUGUCUUGGGCUGAGUGGACUGCUGUUCUAUAUCUUUCAUUCCCUGUUAUAAUUAUUGAUGAAAUCCUGAAGUUCUUCUCAAGAAAUUCCAAUGGUGUAAGGUUUAGAUUCAGAUUCAGAAGGCAUGAUUUACUUCCUAAGAGGGAAUUGCGCGACAAGUAGGAAGCAAGCCUUUGUGAUUGAAUUUUGAACUGAGUCACACUGAAGACACCUUAAUUAUAAUAAUGAUACGUCAAUUGAUACCAAUCAUUCGGCUGCGGGGUCUCUCUUUGCGUUUAUUUCUGCAAAGAUAAAAGUUAAUUGGGAAGGUACUCUGCCCAUAUUCUGAUUACUUUCAACAGCCAACCUCAUCACAGGUGCACUGUCGUGCUACGCGAAGGAGCUGAAGAUGCCUGGUUUAGCAGGAGCUUUUACACGCCAUUUGUUUGUUUUACGUCAAAUUGGAAAGUAAACAUCAUUAGUCAUUUUUCUGUUUUAUAAAAUUCAAAAAGGUUGGUUGUAUAAUUUUUGUUAAAUAUUUAUUGAUUUUGUCAAUCGAUUUGAUCUUUUUUCUUUUUCUCUGUAGAUUCUGUUGUCGAUUCCCUUGAAAGAUAAUAUGAGGCACAUCAUCACUUGCA